This is a messenger RNA of Topomyia yanbarensis, 1571 nucleotides long. RefSeq lists its product as uncharacterized. The record is from RefSeq and is a predicted model, not a curated record. Gene Ontology annotation, biological process: negative regulation of amyloid precursor protein biosynthetic process. NCBI's taxonomy places the organism in Eukaryota, Metazoa, Arthropoda, Insecta, Diptera, Culicidae. Gene Ontology annotation, cellular component: extracellular exosome; Golgi apparatus; plasma membrane. Gene Ontology annotation, molecular function: amyloid-beta binding. Bases 184 to 1167 code for a protein of 327 amino acids. The transcript is spliced from 3 exons.
GAAACAGAGAUCGUCAGUAGCAAGCAAGAGAACAACAAAAACAUACGCCUAUAGUCUCGGGUCCUCGUGUCGUGAUUUUGGCUAGAAAAAAAGGAAAAUAACCAAUUUCCACCCGUGGACGGUUUGAUAUUCUAUCGCUUUAGUGGAUUACUGCAAAGGGAUUACCAGCAGAAACAGUCAAAGAUGACAAUCUUGACGAAACCUUUUGGAGAUGCGAAGAAACCAGAGAAGACCGUGUUACCCCUAGUGGGAGCUUCCGGAGUUCCGACUGCUCCGAGUGCGCCUACGGACAUCCCUCACGACGACGAAUCCGCUGCAUCCAGCAUUAUCCUGAUCCGCCGAGCUCGUCGCAUUUCGUCAGCCACAACCUAUAUUUUGUUUUUGAUUGCCCUGCUGGUCACGUCACUGGGGAUCAUCGGUGGUGUCUUCUACUAUCGACAGUAUGCAAUGUCUCGGGGUCAUAUGCGAUUCCACGGUUUCUGCCAGAUUCCGUACGAUUCGUCCAACAUCAACGAUAACAAUAUGGUUUACAUGAACUCGAUGCUGCGUGACGAUGGGAUGACGCGACUGAACUCGGCACUGGAUAGUUUCGGCCGUAUUGAUGAUACGUUCGCACCGUUCCAGAAGGAAUUUAAUGAAAUGGAAACACGGUUGGAAGAGGCUGAGAAGGAUGUGAGCGAGCAAUUUUUCAAAGAGGAGUUUGAACUGGGUUUGUCCGAUGAUGAAAACUACUCGAAGAUUGAUGUACCGGUGUUCCGUGGCCAGCGGCAGGGUCGUUUCCUGCAUGAUUUCCGAUUCAAUCAGUCCGGUAUCAUCGACAAGGACAGCGGACGUUGCUUCCUUAUGACGUUGGAUCGGGACACGGUGCUGCCACCGAAGUCGCUCCGCGAUUUGAUCGAGAAGAUGUGGAAUGGGUACUAUAACAUCAACACCAACACGGUUCGCAAGAACAUGCGCGUUAUUACACCGGAGCUUAAGGAUUUGAGUGAUGUUUCGCCCAGAAUCACCAAAGAGUGUGAAGAUAUGAAGAUUUACCGGUUGGAGAAACUUGUGUCGGGAGUUUUCAAACGAUCUGCAGAUCUUCAUGAGCACGCCAAAUUUGCUGAGUUUGGUGGUAACUAUAUCUCUGUGAUCGACAUCCAAAACAUGGAAGACAUCGUAGAGUAGAGCUAAGCGAUCUAAAUCGAUCAAUCAGUUGAGAAUGUGAAACAAAAAUUGUACGUAGCGGGAGAAGAAGAUAAAAGGAAACAAGAAAAAAAAAACCAAAUCUGUUUCGCCAAUUAAAUACGAAAUACCUAAAAAUUAUAAAAAAUAUCUACUCAGAAAAAUGUAAUAGAUUUAGUUUUCUUACAUGUAAAGCUACACGUUCUAUACCAACGGUUGGAAGAAAGAUCAAUUUCUCUGUAACGCUUUGCAAGAUUAGUGCGGUUAAAUCGCAAUGUCAAAUGAAUCGAAAUAGUUUUGUAUGAAAAUAAUAGAUUAGGGACAGCGGCGAGACUGCAUGUUGAAGCAGGCAUCAUUUUACUAACUUUUCAUUCGAAAUAUUUUUGAGCAAGGUAAUGGAACACAAA